This is a messenger RNA of Penicillium olsonii, 1485 nucleotides long. The record is from the annotation of a GenBank genome assembly. NCBI's taxonomy places the organism in Eukaryota, Fungi, Ascomycota, Eurotiomycetes, Eurotiales, Aspergillaceae.
AUGGAGGAAGGAUGGGAUUUCAGGAGUAUAAAUACUGGUUCAACGCUGACGACCAUUGUCAGUACAUUCUUAUCAUUUGCUUUGAGCAUUCUUACAUCUGUGACACUACCACCACCCUUACAAUCUGCUCUUUUCUGCUCUUCUGGCAACACCAUGAAGUCAUCGAACAAGGAGUCAUCUGACCAACAAGAAGGCGUCAAGCCACAAGAUGUUGUUUCACUAUCGGAGGGGAAAACAAUAGAUGGUUUGAAUGAAAUGGAAAGACAACUCACCGAAGCUGGAGAAGCCAAGUACCAUCGUCUCGGGUGGAAGCGUCUGACAAUCAUGUUAAUUGUUGAAGCCAUUGCUCUGGGAUCUCUUUCAAUUCCCAGUGCAUUCGCAACACUUGGCAUGUUUGUUGGGGUCCUCUCCUGUGUUGGGAUAGGCUUCAUCGCCAUAUAUACGUCGUACGUGAUUGGCCAAGUCAAAUUAGCGUUCCCGUCCAUUCGCCAUUAUGGUGACGCUGGAACCUUGAUGAUGGGCCGGUUUGGCUACGAGUUGUUCACAGCAAUGUUCUUCCUUCAGCUCGUAUUUGUAACCGGCUCACAUUGUUUGACCGGCACCAUUGCGUUCCAGCAUAUCACUGGCAGCGGUAUUUGCUCCCUGCUCUUUAGUGGCGUCUCAGCUGUAAUACUGCUCUUGUUGGCUAUUCCAUCUUCGUUUUCUGACGUUGCCAUUCUUGGAUAUAUCGAUUUUGCUUCGAUUAUCAUCGCCAUUGGAAUCACAAUAAUUGGUACGGGCAUCGAAGGCACCAAUGCAACAGGUGGCUUGGGAGCGGUGAAUUGGUCUGUUUGGCCGAAAGAAGCAAUCUCAUUUUCCGAAGUAUUCGUCGCAAUUUCGAAUAUUGUUUUUGCUUAUUCUUUCGCGACUUGUCAGUUCUCGUUCAUGGAUGAAAUGCACACCCCCCGCGAAUUCACCAAAUCGAUUUGGGUGCUCGGUCUUCUAGAAAUCGUCAUUUACACCAUCACCGGUGCUACCAUUUACGCAUUUGUCGGUUCAGAGGUCAAAUCGCCGGCCCUUCUAUCCGCAGAUUUAAUUGUAUCAAAGGUUGCCUUUGGCAUGGCCCUCCCUGUGAUAUUCAUCUCCGGUUCGAUCAACACCAUUGUGGCAGGUCGAUUGAUUCACAGUCGUGUAUACCGGAAGAGUGUGACUAGAUAUGUUAACACGACGAAGGGAUGGAUCACCUGGAUUAUAUUGAUCUCCUUCAUUACCAUCCUGGCUUGGAUAAUUGCUGAGGCAAUUCCAUUCUUCUCGGAUCUGUUGGGCAUUGCCUCAGCGCUAUUCACGUCAGGGUUUUCCUUUUAUUGGCCACCAGUUAUGUGGUACCUGCUCAUCCGGAAGGGAAAUUGGUGGUCCAAGAAAAUUUGCUCCUCUCAAUUAUCAACAUAUCUGUUUUCCUUUUCGGCCUUAUGGUCCUCGUGGGAGGUCUGUAUUCUACCGCUAUAG